Molecule: messenger RNA, 738 nt
Organism: Hyalella azteca
Lineage: Eukaryota; Metazoa; Arthropoda; Malacostraca; Amphipoda; Hyalellidae
Exons: 6
Coding region: 1-738 (245 amino acids)
Source: RefSeq, a predicted model, not a curated record
AUGAAAUGCCUUGGUUCAGACCUGGUAAAAGAUGGAUACUUCGUCGAGUGUGGAGCGCUUGAUGGGGAAACACGCUCCAACUCGCUCGUCUUCGAGAAGACCCUGGGCUGGCAAGGCCUCCUGAUCGAAGGCGACCCCAAAAACUACGAAUUGGUGCGCAAGAAGAACAGGAAGGCGUGGACAGUGGGCGCUUGUCUCAGCACGAAGCCGUAUCCUCAUUCCGUAAUGUUUGAACAGCAAUUCAACCUAGGGAAGAUAAGCAGCAAUGACGUGGAUUUCACCUUAAACAUGACAGGCGUCAUCGCAGUUCAGUGUCUGCCCCUCUACUCUCUGCUGUUGGCACUCAACGUGACGACCGUGCACUACUUCAGCUUGGAUGUCGAGGGCUUUGAGCUGGAGGUCCUCAAAACCAUUCCAUGGGACAAAAUUGACAUACAGGAAAUUUCUGUGGAGUACAUUCAUGGCACCUGGUCCAAACUUGAACUGAAGCACUACAUGAAACAACGAAAUUAUUGGUCUUACAAUGAAGUCGCUUUACCUGUAGGAUGGGCGUCGAGUGUGAGCUCCGACGGAUUCAACGAGCCACCACAACCUCCUGAAAUCUCAAACAAGCGCAGUGCGGUGAUUGGAAGCGGUCCAGUAAACCUUCACUUCUAUGAUCAGCGGGAGGAGGGAGCUGAACAACUGAGGCAGGCCGGAGCGCCUGGGUUCAGACUGUUCCCCAACUUCGAAUGCUAG